UCGGGGGCGGGGUGGAGCUGCCGCAGGGCCCUGGGCCCCCCGGACCCCAGGCAGGGGCCCCGCCUGCCCGGCGCUCGGCUGGCUCCUGCCCCGCGUCCCCGCAGGCUGCUGCCUUGUCGAGCGUCCUUGCCGGGAGGCGCUUGCCAUCCCCCUGGCGGUGUUGUCUCCUCAGAGACAAGCUGGGAGCUUAAAAGAAGCUUUUUAAGGCUAGAUUGUGCCUUGGCUGCAAGGAUGUGGCAUCUCGGGUAAAGAGGAGGGUAUCUUUUGCUCUGGCAUUCAUUCAGCCAUCCUUCUGCUGCCUUUCUCAAGGUCUAUUGUAUUUCCUAUGUGAACAGGUUUCCAUGAUCCUGGGGUUGUGCCAGCCAGGUGGUCAACAGCCACUUCUUAGUGACUUGGCAACCUCUUCUGCACCCUACUUUCCUCCUACGCACAUGGGGAGCGAAGGUACAAGCUGCGCCUCAACAAGUGGCUGAAGACAAAUUUGUAUUUGAUUUACCAGACUAUGAAAACAUCAACCAUGUAGUGGUCUUCAUGCUGGGAACUAUACCUUUUCCAGAUGGAAUGGGAGGAUCUGUCUAUUUUUGUUACCCAGACCAGAGUGGGAUGGCAGUGUGGCAGCUGCUGGGGUUUGUCACUAAUGAGAAGCCAAGUGCCAUCUUCAAAAUUUCUGGUCUCAAAUCCGGGAAGGGAAGUCAACACCCCUUUGGUGCCAUGAACCUCCCACAGACACCAACAGUGGCUCAGAUUGGAAUCUCAGUGGAACUGCUGGAGAACCUGGCCCAGCAGACUCCUGUUGCAAGUGCUGCUGUGUCAUCAGUAGAUUCAUUCACAGAGUUCACUCAGAAGAUGUUGGAUAACUUCUAUAAUUUUGCUUCCUCGUUUGCUGUCACUCAGGCCCAGAUGACCCCAAAUCCUUCUGAAGCUUUCAUUCCUGCAAAUGUAGUUCUGAAAUGGUAUGAAAACUUCCAGAGACGUCUGACACAGAACCCUCUCUUCUGGAAAACAUAAGCUUAAAUUCUGUCAUUUUGGAGUUCUUUCUAAAGCGUUACCUGAAAGAUGCAUCCAGUAACUCUACUGAAGAUUUUUGUGGGGGAGGAGGGCAAAAACCCAAACAACGAUUAGUCUGAAUAGACAAACUAGUAACUUUUAUAUUACUCUUGAACAGUAUUUAAAAUUAAAGUCAAUGAAAAUGACUAGUCUGCAUGUUGGUUUAUUUAAUUGAAGUGCUUGGCUGCAACAAGAAAUCAGUGUUCCAUGUAGAAAUACUUUGAAACUGCAUUUAAAGUGGAAAAAAUUACAAGUUGAAAAAUGGCAGCACUGUGUCAUACUUGUGUGGUGCUUUGGGGUGUUGUACACAAACUGAAUGCAGAUUUUUCCUUCUUUUCCUCAUUUGAAGGGUAAUCAAGCAACUGUGAAUAUGCUGAUGGUUUUCCUGCUGGUACUUGCACUGUAAGUUCUUCCAUUUUGUGGACAACCAAUAUUCUUGUUCCCAGCUCAUAUAAAUGGUAGAGCAGUAUUUCCCUCUAUGGCAGUAAGACACUAUUGAGCUUAA
Molecule: messenger RNA, 1552 nt
Organism: Camarhynchus parvulus
Lineage: Eukaryota; Metazoa; Chordata; Aves; Passeriformes; Thraupidae
Gene: HIKESHI
Product: heat shock protein nuclear import factor hikeshi
Exons: 5
Coding region: 532-1008 (158 amino acids)
Biological process (GO): protein import into nucleus
Cellular component (GO): cytosol; nucleus
Molecular function (GO): nuclear import signal receptor activity; Hsp70 protein binding
Source: RefSeq, a predicted model, not a curated record